Molecule: messenger RNA, 1688 nt
Organism: Galleria mellonella (greater wax moth)
Lineage: Eukaryota; Metazoa; Arthropoda; Insecta; Lepidoptera; Pyralidae
Gene: UQCR-C1
Product: mitochondrial-processing peptidase subunit beta
Exons: 1
Coding region: 105-1505 (466 amino acids)
Cellular component (GO): mitochondrion
Molecular function (GO): metalloendopeptidase activity; metal ion binding
Source: RefSeq, a predicted model, not a curated record
CUGGCAACAUUUACAAUUUCAUUUUGACAGGUUAACGUAACUAUUGCCCAUUUAUUACGUAAAUCAGCGAGUAGUAAAAUUAUAGUGCAAGGAUUACAAGAAAAAUGCUGAAAGUAGCGACUACAUUGAGACUAGUCUCAAAACAGGGCAAUCAGGUACGAUGUUUAGCCACUGCCGUUGGAUAUAAGCAGGCGUUGGUCAAUGUUCCCCCUACAAGACUUACAGUACUUAACAAUGGCAUUCGAGUUGCUUCUGAAGACUCCGGUGCCCCCACUGCCACCGUAGGUCUGUGGAUCGAUGCUGGCUCCAGAUACGAAACAUCAAAGAAUAAUGGGGUUGCGCAUUUUCUCGAACACAUGGCUUUCAAAGGCACGAGCAAAAGGUCACAGACCGACUUAGAGCUACUCGUUGAAAACAUGGGUGCACAUUUAAAUGCUUAUACAUCACGCGAACAGACCGUAUUCUAUGCUAAAUGUCUUGCUAACGACGUACCAGUCGCUGUAGAAAUCCUUGCCGAUAUCAUUCAAAAUUCAUCACUCGCCGAACCCGAAAUCGAACGCGAACGAGGUGUCAUUCUUCGAGAGAUGCAGGAUGUCGAGAGCAACCUCCAAGAGGUUGUAUUUGAUCAUCUCCACGCCACAGCUUUUCAAGGCACACCACUAGGUCAGACUAUCCUUGGACCAACUAAGAAUAUCAAAAAGAUCUCCAAAGCUGACCUCCAGGCAUACAUUAGAUCUCAUUAUCAGCCUGGUCGCAUUGUGCUCUCUGGUGCAGGUGGUGUUGAACAUGAAAGGUUGGUUGAGCUCGCUAAUAAGCAUUUCAGUGGAUUGAAGAACACAGACUCUGUAGUAGAGUUGGCGCCCUGCCGUUACACUGGCUCUGAAAUUCGUGUCAGAGAUGACUCGAUGCCAUUGGCUCAUAUUGCCAUUGCUGUAGAGGGUGCAGGAUGGACUGACGCUGAUAACAUUCCUCUGAUGGUAGCAAACACUCUAAUCGGAGCAUGGGACAGGUCCCAAGGUGGUGGUGGCAACAAUGCCUCAUACUUAGCUCGUGCUGCUGCUUCUGAAGGCUUGUGCCACUCUUUCCAGUCUUUUAACACUUGCUACAAGGACACUGGUUUGUGGGGUGUUUAUUUUGUUGCUGAACCCCUAAAACUGGAAGAUAUGUUGUACAAUAUUCAGAAUGAAUGGAUGAAGUUAAGCACAUCUGUCACUGAGGGAGAAGUAGAGCGUGCAAAGAACUUGCUGAAGACCAAUAUGCUCCUCCAACUUGAUGGCACUACACCAGUGUGUGAAGACAUUGGUCGCCAGAUCCUGUGCUACAAUCGCCGCAUCCCCAUUCAUGAAUUAGAUGCUCGCAUUGAAGCUGUCACUGCCCAGAAUGUGCGUGAUGUUUGCUAUAAAUAUAUAUUUGACCGCUGCCCUGUAAUUGCUGCUGUAGGCCCCACAGAAGGUCUACCAGACUACACUAGGAUCCGUGGUGGAAUGUACUGGCUUAGAGCAUAAAAUGUUGUAGUGUACUUUUAGAAUUGUUAUUUAAAUCAUUUAACAUCAAGAAAACACAUUAAAAUGCUCACCCAAUGUUUGUUGUUUUAUUAAUUUAAAACACAAUGUCUUGGUGAUAUACAUGUAUUUAUUAUAGGAAAAUAAGUAAAUAAAAUGUGUAUGUAAAUAAAAUCCAUCUUUUUA